AAUUUCCUUUUUAAAGAAAUUUCCUCGUAGCUAUCAUUUUAAAAUGGGAGUUCUGAUUAUUUUCUUCUAUGAUAUCAUUUUGGCAAGUUAUCUGUUUCCUGAAACUGCCUAUUUAAGUUCUCUUAUUUUCGAAAUUUCAUAAGUAUUCAAAGUUGUGGAGUAAUGAUGGAGUUGACAACAGCUUUACUAUUUACGUGCUUAAUUGCUUUUAUUAUUUAUUUGAUUGCUGGACGGGAUGUUCGCAAAUUGCCUCCGGGUCCUUAUGGAUUACCUUUCGUUGGUUACAUCCCAUUCAUGAGCUCUAGCCCGUAUUUGGACUUGCAGAAAUUAGCGAAAAAAUAUGGCAGCGUUUUCAGAUUGCGUUUAGGUACUCAAAACACUAUAGUUUUAAGUGACUAUCAAGCUACUAAAGCUGCUUUUUUUCAAGAUGCAUUUAUGGGAAGACCACCUGCCAAUCCUUUUGACCUCAGCAAAGAAACUUUAGAAACCGGUGCUUUCAAUGAAUUACCAUGGAAAGAGCAAAGAAGAUUCUCCCUUCACAUGCUCAGAGAUCUCGGAUUUGCAAAAACCCGAAUGGAAGAGCACUUGAAAGAAGAAAUUCAUGAUUUGUUAGAACAUUUGGAAGAGUUUGGAGGAAAGCCAAUUGUUCUUAAGCCUCAUUUAGCUCCUAGCAUGUCUAAUAACAUAGCCACGCUUGUUUUCGGAGAAAGGCUAAAUUAUGAUCAUCCAGUGCGUCGAAUGCUGGAUAAGGGUUUAAGUGAAUCAGCUGCAGCUGCUGGACAAGUUGCAUGGGAACUAUUUUUUCCAUUCCUAGCCAGCGUUGUAAAAUUGUUCGGCUUCAGUGGAGCUGCUAAAAUUGCUAAAACUCAAAAAGAAACAAGAGAUUAUAUCAUGAAACAAAUUGAUCAACAUGAGCAAACUUUGGAUGAAAACAAUAUAAGAGAUUACAUUGAUGGCUACUUAUUAGAAAUACGAAAAAGAAAUGACAAAGCUUUUUGCAAACCUGUACUUCAAGACAUGGUUGGAGCUUUUUUCGGAGCUGGGAGUGAAACAGUACGUCUUACAUUGGAUUGGCUUACACUGACCAUGGCGUCUUUUCCACAUGUUCAAGAGAAAGUCGUGGCAGAAAUAGAAACUGUGAUUGGCCGAAACCGUACCCCUUGCUGGAAAGAUCACACAGACAUGCCCUACACUGAAGCGACUAUUAUGGAGCUAAUGAGAUGGCGAACUAUUAUUCCCAUAAACGUUCUGCGAUAUACUUUGGCGGAUACAGAACUGAAUGGUUACUUUAUUCCCAAAGAAUGUUACGUGGUCGCCAACUUGUGGGAUAUUCAUCACAACCCUGAAUAUUGGGGAAGAGAUGCAGAAGAAUUUCGUGUUGAAAGAUUCUUAACGGAUGACGGGAAGCAAGUGAAAAAAUCGGAAUAUUUCAUUCCAUUUUCAAUUGGGAAGCGGCAAUGCCCAGGAGAAUCUUUUGCAAAAAUUGAAGUUUUCUUGUAUUUUGUUUCAAUUCUACAGAAAUUUAAGAUCUCUUUAUCGCCUGGAACAAAGCCCGAUUUUGAUGGAGUUUUAGGGAUUGGUCUUUGUCCAAAGCCACAUGAAUUGUGCUUGACCAAGCGGAAUCUAUUUAAGUUCCUCUAUUUUCUAAAUUUCAUAGCAGUAAUAAUGGAAUUGACAACAGCUUUAGUAUGUGCGAGUUUUAUUGUUUUUAUUAUUUUUUGUAUCGCUACAUGGGAAACUCGCAAACUACUUCCUGGCCCUUAUGGAUUACCUUUCGUCGGUUAUUACCCUUUUAUGAGUUCUAAGCCGUACUUAGAUUUUCAAAAAUUAGCAAAAAAAUAUGGUCCCGUUUUCAGAACGCGUUUAGGUACACAAAGCAUAAUAGUGCUUAGUGAUUAUCAUUCUGCGAAAGCUGCAUUUGCUCAGACUGCAUUUAUGGGAAGACCACCGGUCUCACUUUUCGAACUGACCAAAGAGACCUUAGAAACUGGUGCAUUUAAUAAAUUGCCAUGGACAGAUCAAAAAAGGUUCUCUCUUCACCUUCUAAGAGAUCUGGGAUUCGCCAGAACACAAAUGGAAGAACAUUUACAAGAAGAAAUUCUUGAUUUGUUGAAUCAUUUCGAACAAUUUGGAGGAAAGCCAUUUGUUCUUAGACCCAUUUUAGCAUCUAGCGUCUCCAAUAACAUAACCUCACUAAUCUUUGGACAAAGGCUUAAAUAUGAUGAUCCAGCCCGUCAAAUGUUGGACAAAGGUUUGGGAGCAGCAGCCGCUGCGGCUGGACAAGUAGAAUGGGGGCUGUUUUUUCCAUUUCUAGCGAAAUUCAUGAAAUUAUUAGGCUUUAGGAAAACGACUGAAAUCGCAAAAACCAUAGAAUACACUAAAAAACAAAUUGAUGAUCACGAAAAAUCUUUGGAUGAAAACAAUAUACGAGAUUACAUUGAUGGUUAUCUAACAGAAAUUCAAAAAAGAAAUGAUAAAGCUUUUUGUAAACCUGUGCUUCAAGACAUGGUCGGAGUUUUCCUCGGUGCUGGAAGUGAAACAGUACGUCUCACAUUGGAUUGGCUUACACUGACAAUGGCUGCUUUUCCCCAAGUCCAAGAAAAAGUAGCUUCAGAAAUUGAAACUGUUAUUGGUCGAGAACGUACCCCUUGCUGGAAAGACCAUUUAAACAUGCCCUACACUGAAGCGACCAUUAUGGAAUUAAUGAGAUGGCGAACCAUUAUUCCUUUAAACGUUUUGAGAUACACACUUAUGGAUACAGAAUUGAAUGGCUAUUAUAUUCCGAAAGAAAAUUACGUGAUCUUAAACUUGUGGGAUAUUCAUCACAAUCCUGAAUAUUGGGGAAAAGAUGCAGAGGAUUUUCAAGUCGAAAGAUUUUUGACGGAUGACGGUAAACAAGUGAAGAAAUCGGAAUAUUUUAUUCCAUUUUCAAUUGGUAAACGGUUAUGUCCUGGUGAAUCUUUCGCAAAAAUGGAAGUUUUCUUGUACUUUGUCGCAAUUAUUCGGAAAUUUAAGGUAUCCUUACCACCUGAAACAAAGCCAAAUUUGGAAGGAAAUUUAGGGAUUGGCCUUGCUCCUAAACCACAUGAGCUGUGCUUAACCAAGCGAAAUUGAUUAUUCAGUUUCUUUGAACCUCAAUUAACUCAUUCUUUUUUUGUCAUACAGUUUCAAUUUUUCGCUCAUAAUGUUUUAAUUUCUCAUUUCUCAUUUUUAAUAAAAAAAAAAUUUAUACGAGUA
This is a messenger RNA of Parasteatoda tepidariorum (common house spider), 3237 nucleotides long. The record is from RefSeq and is a predicted model, not a curated record. Lineage: Eukaryota; Metazoa; Arthropoda; Arachnida; Araneae; Theridiidae.